This is a messenger RNA of Schizosaccharomyces octosporus yFS286, 5106 nucleotides long. RefSeq names its product dopey family protein. Lineage: Eukaryota; Fungi; Ascomycota; Schizosaccharomycetes; Schizosaccharomycetales; Schizosaccharomycetaceae. Gene Ontology annotation, cellular component: trans-Golgi network; endosome. The transcript is spliced from 5 exons. Gene Ontology annotation, biological process: Golgi to endosome transport. The coding region runs from base 1 to 5106 and encodes 1701 amino acids. The record is from RefSeq and is a predicted model, not a curated record.
AUGAAUACUAUGAUUGACACCACAAAUGAUGCCAAAUAUAGGAAGUAUCAAGACGCGAUUCGCAAAUGUAUUGCGCUUUUUCAAACAGUAGAGCAAUGGCCUGACUAUAUAUCGUAUUUGACGAAACUUCAUAAGGUUUUACAAUCGUACUCGUCAUUCAAAACAAUUCCCUGCAAUUUGUUGGUAUCUAGAUCUUUGGCUGAAUGCUUAUCUCCAGGACUUCCAUCUGGCGUUCAUAAAAAGGCGCUGGAGGUUUAUGAUUAUGUAUUCACUAUUUUGGAAAAGGAUGUUCUUGCGGAGGAACUGGUUGUUUGGACGUAUGGGCUUACACCAUUCUUUUCUAUUUCAUCAAUUAAAACAAAACAUGAUUAUAUAAGUAUUAUACGGAAACAUUUUGUCUCACUUGGAGAGUCAAUUCGUCCAUGUUUUCAAGCUGUAUUUAUAUCGCUACUUUCCGGACUAGAAGAAGAAAGUGAUGAGUAUUCUCAGGAAACCCUCUUCUUGGUAGAUGAUCUAAUAAAAGGUCUAAACGAUGAUAAAUUUGCUUGGGGAAGCAUUUGGUCUACAAUUCUAAGUUUUCCUAGCCAAAGGCCAGGUGCCCUGAUAUACUUACUUCGAAUUUGCAAUGCCCUUCCAAAAGAAGAAGUUCAACCCAAAGUAAUCCAGCCAGAUCCAAGUCUUGUUACACGCGCCCUGGCAGCUGCAAUUAGCGAUAACGAUGUCCUAGUUCAAAGAGGUUACAUGGAUGCAUUAUUGCACCAUUUUCCUAUUCGAUCUCCUUUCUUACAAAAAGUCAAAUCUUUUGAUUUGAAACUUCUACACAUGUCUGUGGUAUCUAUUAUUUUGCGAAACGAUCUGUCUUUAAACCGAAGGUUCUAUGCGUGGCUUAUGGGUUUACCUAAGGAUUCAGAGUUGUCAGGCCCUGAUCCAGCUAAUGAGAUGGACCCCUCUUUGCUUUUGGAAAACAUGUCAGUUUUUAUCGACGGUGUACGUGAUCUACUUUCUUUAAAAACCAGUACAAUGUCUAUAUAUAAAGCUUUUCGGAUUCUGUAUACACUCUCGGACCGAAAAUCAGUCUUUUCUGUUAUGGAAAGUCAAAUUCUAUCUUUUGUUUUUCAAGCUUACCAUGCUAUUAGUGUUUCUUCGAACAAACAGGAUUCCAAGCAUUUGCAUGACUCCUCGAUAGAUUAUGGUCGUCGUCUCAUUAUGCGGUUUAAUGAUUUAACUAUUUAUGAAUAUUUGUUUAAGUGUAUAAAAGAUUAUAUUUCUAAUAAUGAGAAGUAUCUACCUUCGCUAGAAAUGUUUCAUUUUAUCUUGCGAAACCAGCAAUACUUCUUUAAUAGAAUUGAUGAACAGUAUUUUUUCUUGUUUUUUUGCUAUAUGAUUCUUUACUUGGAAAGGAACCCUUCAUUGAUUACUCGGAAUCCUUCUUUGGAUUUGUUUGUUUCUACUUGCUCACUUUUAGUGGAUAAUUUCAAAUGGAGUUCUCUAAAAGAUCACAAAAUUGGUUCCUCAUCGACAGAGCAUCAGCAUAAAGUUAUAUAUUCUCUCGAACAUCGCAUACUUGAUAUGAAUGGCUCUCGUGACGGAAGUUCUUUAUACUCAAAAUCUGUGUCGAGCUUGCUCAAUUUUUUGAAGAAAUUUGCCAAUAUAGAGAAUUUUCAUCAAAAUAUUCUUGUAUUCCUUUUGAAGCUUCUGAAAGAAGCAAUUGACCCUAAAAUUGAAUAUGAUUUUUUGGGAAUAACCAUUGAAGGACUUGAACAAAAGUCUUGGAAUUUUCAAGAAGUAGAAAGUCUCGUGUCAAUGCUUCCCUCUAGAAUGCUUUUAAGCUCAAAUCGUUUAGUACAUUUACUACUUGAAACUGUUUGGGAUGAGAUAUCCGUAAGUUCCUAUUUACGAGAAGAGAAAUCUUUAGAGAUUAUUUGGAUUCUUCAAGAGAAAUUGCAAAAUAAAAAAAUAGAGUCUUACUUCUCUUCAUGUGUUGUUAAGCAGCAAAUGAUAAAUAAAACCUCUGCAAUUUACGACAUUCCUUUCUAUGAUACAUUAAGAAGAGGUGUUCAACAUUCCCUGUUUCACGAUGUUUUCGAUAGGCCGUUAUUACUCUUACUCAGUGCAUUGUUUGGUGACACUCCUGAAAAAGACUUAACUGGAUUAAUAAGCUGGAUUAGCUCCUCUAGUGCACUCCAAUUACGAGUUUUGGAGCUUAUAACUGGAAACCUCUUACUCCAAUCCCCGAAUCUAUCUGAUAUACGUUCGUUAGGAAACGAUACAACAAAAUACAAGAUAAUUGAAACACAAAGAAAUAGCCAAGCGUCAAGGUGCAUCUAUUUUUAUCGAAUGAGUUAUCAGUUAAUUUUGUAUUCAGACUUGUUUAUAAAUGAGGAAGACCUUUCGGAGAGUCUAAAAGAAGUGGAGAAAAUAUGUCUUAUAAGUUGGGCCGACGUUUUACUGGUGAAAGAAAAAUCUUUGAAUUAUACAACAUUCCUUGCUAUCCUUAUGAAGUCAUUACUAGAUAUCUUUAACGAGAAUCAUAUAGUAAUGAUGAAGGAGGAUUUGUAUAAAUUAUAUUCUUGGGCAUUCAAAUUGUUUCGACAAAUCAUCAAAGUUUGGACUAAACCUUCGGACUGCGAACAGCAUGUAGUUAAUAGUCUUCUUGCCCUCGUAAAGACUGUAAAACCAGAUGUCGGGUCUAGCUAUAAAGACUUCCUUAUGAACUUAUUGAGUUUAUUGGAAUUCCUCCAACCAAGAAUUGAAUUGUCAGAUAUCCAUACAGCAGAGAAUCGUGAGUUUAUUCGAAAUUUCAUUAUGACAGGCCUAUCUAACAACGAUCCUACGAUUUGUUCAAGGUGGCUUAAAGUAAUCAAUGGUUUUUUACCCAAUAUGUUGGAGGACAUCCCUCUAUUAGUUAUACCCCCCAUUCACUUUUUGUCUUCUUUUAUUGAUGAAUUUUUGAAACAACACGAUGCUAUGUAUAGGGAUUUUCCAAGUUCUCUUCCUGAUCGCACGUUCAUGGACGUGUUCAUACUUAAACUAGAGACCCUAAGUGACAUGAUUGUACGCGUCAUAAAAAUGUUCCCAUACAUGCAAAACUCCAAAAGGUCAAUGGAAAAUAGUGGACUCAUUGGAAAUGUAAUUUCCGGUGUCUUUUCUAAUGAUACCUCAACGUCUUCUGUUGAUAUAAGCAAGCGUCUUUCUAUGUUGCUCGUUAUACAGGAUGCUGUCCGCACAUUAUUUGCUUGCUAUUCUUGGGAUUUGAAGCACGGAUAUUAUGAGAAGAGAUCUAAAGUUUUUAUAAAUGACACAUCCUCACUUAAAGAGGCUGCAGCUAAAGGUAUUUUACGACUUUAUAAGCACGAACCAAUGGAGUGUAUAGAAACACUUGUUUACAUAGAAGUAAACCAAGAUACCUCAUAUUCCCGAUAUGUGUGGGAGCUGUUCUCAUAUUUAAGUGAUGGAUAUCCUGAAUACAUAAUCAAGCAUUUGACAUCUUCUUUCUUUGCGAGGGAGACAAUUUCCACAUACAGUGGUCCUUCCAGUUUGACUAUUAAAGUUUCGCAGAUGGAUAUUUUAGAUUGCAUCUGUUCAUAUGUUGCUCAACUAAAAGAAAACGAAAUCCCUGGCGUGUUUCCAGAAAUAGCUAAAUUUUUACGAGAAAUCAUCGUUUCUUCUAACACUUUCAAAAAUUACUUACUUGCUUCUCUUCGUAUUUUAUUCCUGAUUUCAAAGCACAUAAGUAAUAGUUCGGAUACACGCCAACAAAAAGAGUUCUUUGAUCUUUGGAAUCGGUGCUUGACAGCUACUCUGUUUCACGUCGGGAAAACACCUGAAAGUCAAGUAAUUGCUGACUUUUUUGCUUACAAGGAAUUGCGACAGGAUGUGAUAAGCCAUACUGAGAACAAAGGACCUGUAACGCCGAUGUAUUUAUUUUCAAGAUACUUGGAGCCUGCUCUUCUCGAAUUUUUCUGUGCAGAGCUUAUCCCCAAUAUAUCAGAUCUUGCGAAAGAUGAAGAGAAGCUAAUAGGAUGGUCCGUAAUGAUUGUAAACAGUUUUAUCUCUCCAAUCGUCAAAGCAAGGACAUUCCCUGAAGCAUUUACUGAAAUGCACUUGGAUUUGCUAGUUGCCUUUAGUCGAUACUCUUCUCUUUGCAAAUCAUGGAAGAAGGACUUUUGGGAUAUAUAUAACGAUAAUAAUUUAUUUCGGUUUAAUACAAGUCAACUUCGAAAGCUAGCUCCGGUGAUCCAGGUUGCGUUGUACCAAGAUCUUUCUCGUCUAGGCGAUUUAAUUACGAAAUCCGACCUUGGUAUGACAGCACUGUUCACAUCGCGGGAUGCACAAUUGGGUGUUCGUCAAGGGAAUUUAUGUCGAAUUACAAUAUUCAUAUUAUCUUGCCAGAAAGAUUUCUUUUUGCCGAGCCUUCCUCCAAUAAUUGAUUUAAUAAAACGACUUCUAGGCUCUGAUCCCGAGGGAGUUUUGAAGAAGGAGCUUUUCUUGAUGAUCCGUGCUCUUGCGCUAAGAACAACAUCAAAUCAUUUACUAAGUCUUUGGCCGGUUGUAGUUAGUGAACUGCAAAUCAUUUUUCAAAAGUACUGUAUGGGUGAUGCUACUGUCUCCAAGGAAACGUUAGUAGAUGCCUGCAAGCUAUUGGAUUUCUUAGCGGCAUUAAAACCAGAGGAAUUUUCACUGCAUGAGUGGGUUUUGAUGAUGAGUCCGCUUGAUGCAGUUUAUUGGAGUACGAAAACAUCUCCCAAACCUUUGGUACAUUUGGUAGCAGAGCGUUUGAAAAGUACUUCGUCGGAAGUUUUUGAUAGGAGCAGUAUCGAAAGCUCAGAACGUUCUUCGGCGACAUCAAAAGCUCCUUCUUCAUCCAUCACUUCAAGGGCUCCUUCUCUUUCAGCGUUCCCAACAGACGGACAAUUACGACAAUUUCUGAAUGCAAUACCAAUAGAUGUCCAUGAAGAGAGCUACUCUUUAAGUGUGGUAGAUCCUUACUGGUUUGAAGAAUCGAUUUAUAAAGAAGUACUUCAAAGGUUUUCCAUUCCAAUAAAUACAUCUGCUUCCUAUCCUAUGUCUAGGUCUUCGUUGGCACCUACUACGGAGUUCACAUAG